AGACUACUGCUCACGUCUAAGGAACUUACUGGUGGAGCACGCUGGAGUCUGGCACAUCCUGAAGAAGCUGUAUACUGGUCUCCUCUUCUGCACCUGUUGAUUGCCUUGGAUUUGGGAGGCACACUUCUGCAAAGCGUGGGAAGUCACAGAGCAAGAGCAAAAUGUCCAACAACAUGGCCAAGAUCGCAGAUGCUCGAAAAACCGUCGAACAGCUAAAGUUGGAGGUUAAUAUUGAGAGAAUGAUGGUGUCCAAAGCCGCAGCAGAGUUGAUGGCUUACUGUGAGGCCCAUGCCAAAGAGGACUCACUGGUGGCCCCUGUCCCCUCCUCAGAAAACCCCUUCAGAGAGAAGAAGAUAUUCUGUGCCAUCAUCUGAGCCCCACUGCCCUGACCCCCCACAAGAGGCCCAGAGGGACUGUCCAGGGAGGGAGAUGCCAUGGCCAGUGAGACCAAACACCUGUGGCCGUGGCAGCUGUCAUGUUGUUUUCAUGGAGAACUGUCCCGUUCACUCCUGUAUGGACUUUUUGCUACAGUUUAACUGAAAAACUCUUUCUUCUUUGUUGUAGCCUACUAGGCUAGGACUACAUUUGAAGGUGAUGAAUUCACAUAUUAACAACAGUUUAGGACAAUCUUGACACGGAGUCACCUGGAGAGGGAGUGUGUGACCUUAGAAAUCCAUUAAAGUGACUGAAUCAAAUGUA
Messenger RNA from Sardina pilchardus (European sardine), 699 nucleotides. RefSeq names its product guanine nucleotide binding protein (G protein), gamma 8 (gene gng8). Lineage: Eukaryota; Metazoa; Chordata; Actinopteri; Clupeiformes; Clupeidae. The transcript has 3 exons. Gene Ontology annotation, biological process: G protein-coupled receptor signaling pathway. Gene Ontology annotation, molecular function: G-protein beta-subunit binding. Bases 162 to 374 code for a protein of 70 amino acids. The record is from RefSeq and is a predicted model, not a curated record. Gene Ontology annotation, cellular component: heterotrimeric G-protein complex.